This is a messenger RNA of Erythranthe guttata (spotted monkey flower), 1563 nucleotides long. The record is from RefSeq and is a predicted model, not a curated record. NCBI's taxonomy places the organism in Eukaryota, Viridiplantae, Streptophyta, Magnoliopsida, Lamiales, Phrymaceae.
AUGUUGAUGAGUAAGAGCGCAUUUUUACGCCCGGUCGCAAUUUCGCAACCUAAUAAGUUGUCUUGUGAUCAUGAAAAAUCCAAGUCUAAUCAAUUCUUAGUUACUAACGAAAACAGAAAAACCCUAACUAGGUUCGGCAAAAAUCAUAAUAAGACAACAAGGGCAGAUGCUCUUAACAAUAUUUACAAUGCAGCCAUCAAAACCAAAGAUUUGGAAGUAGUGCCACUCGUAAGAGAGAUGGCCAACGACAAAAAAGGUGUCGGAAUCGUUAAGUUUUUCCGAGGGAAGAACAUUUUUAUUACAGGUGGAACUGGCCUUCUUGGCAAAGCUCUCGUGGAGAAGAUAUUGAGGUCGACACCGGUGGGUAAAAUCUACGUACUAGUAAAAGCCGACGAUCAAGAAACGGCCCUUGAUAGAAUCACAAGAGAACUUAUCAACUCGGAGUUAUUCAAAUGCCUUGAAGAAAAACAUGGAAAAUAUUACCGGGAUUUUACGAAGAAGAAUUUGAUCCCGGUUGUCGCAUAUGUCAACGGAGAAAGAGAAGGGGUAAUAUUAGAAAAUCCGAUGAUGAUGGGGGAGAAUAGAAGAAAAGAAACUUACGAGACGUAUCCCACAUCUUCGCUUCCUCGUCUUAAUAUAUCCGAUGAAUUAAACCUAGCAUCGAAAUCGGGCACAAAUUCUACGGACUGCGAUUUUACCAAGGAUAUGAAAAGGCUAGGAAUGGAGAGAGCAAAUUUAUAUGGAUGGCAGAAUACUUAUCAAUUGACAAAGGCGAUGGGCGAAAUGGUAAUCGAUGAAACGAGAGGAGAUAUACCGGUUGUCAUUAUUAGGCCAACGGUGAUCGAGAGUUGCUACAAAGAACCGAUCCCCGGUUGGAUUCAGGGAAACAGGAUGUUUGACCCUCUAAUUUGUUCAUAUGGAAAAGGGCAGCUCCCUGCAUUUAUGUGCAAUCCUGAUACACCCAUUGAUAUUAUUCCGUUGGACAUGGUCGUAAACGCGACGAUUGCAGCCAUCGCGAAGCACGGUUGUAUGCAUACGCCACAACUCAACGUCUACCAAAUUGCAUCUAGUGUUUUGAACCCUGUCCGAUUUUCGGACAUGUUUGAAUACAUGUACAAAUAUUUUAGCUCACAACCUUUGAUAGAAUCCGAAAGUUCGACUAGAAUAAGUCACUACGACGAUCUAAUUACUCCGAUGAAGUAUUUUGAUAAUUUCGAUGAUUUGUCGAGAUAUACACGAGAAGAAAUGUAUCGACGUUUCGGAGGAGGAAAUCACGUAGAAGCUCAAAAGCUACAAAAGCAGUGCAAAGCAAAGAUUAUAUAUGCUCAGAAUUUAAGCAAGAUGUAUGAAUUUGCAGGUUUUCUCAAAGCAAGGUUUCAUUCUGGCAAUACUGAAAAAUUAUUGUGUGAAAUGUCGAAGGAAGAGAAGAUUAACUUCGACAUGGACGCAACAAAAAUAGAAUGGAGAAAGUACGUUAAAGAAGUUCAUAUCCCUGGUUUGAGAAAGUAUGUUCUUAAAGAGAACGUCGACAAGAGAAAUCUAUCGAAGCAGCGGUGUAAUUAA